Capronia epimyces CBS 606.96 is the source of this 765-nucleotide messenger RNA. Its product is annotated as acetoacetate decarboxylase. NCBI's taxonomy places the organism in Eukaryota, Fungi, Ascomycota, Eurotiomycetes, Chaetothyriales, Herpotrichiellaceae. The record is from RefSeq and is a predicted model, not a curated record. Bases 1 to 765 code for a protein of 254 amino acids. The transcript has a single exon. Gene Ontology annotation, molecular function: lyase activity.
AUGCCGUCGGGGACUUUGAGGACCAAGGAAAACCACGGCGCCAUUCCACUUUAUUCUCCCCCCUAUCCUUCGGGGGUGGACGAGUUUUCCGACAUUGAGUGCCUCUAUGUUCAAUAUCAGACCAAGUAUGACAACGUCAAGGACCUUGUUCCCGAGGAGUUGGAACUGGCGCAAGAACCACUCGUCACACUGGCGCUGUACAAGUACGGCAUGAGCCCGAUCGGCGCGUACAACGAGUUCGUGGCGACGGUGGAGGUGGAAUACCGAGGAGUCAAAUACCCGUACACUCUCGAGCUCAUCCUCAACAACCAGGCGGCCAUUUUCUCGGGACGGGAAAAGUACGGCAUUCCCAAGGUGUUGGGGAAGGUGGUGUGGGAUCCGUCGGCCAUGGUCGCCCAACCUUCAGGAUUCAUCUCUGGCCACGUCGAGAGACCGGAGGGGAGCAAGCUCGCCGAGCUCGGCUUCAAACCGCUGAGAAAGGUGCAGAAGCUGGGCCCGCUCCGGUCGCCUCCUCGCGCCAGCUUGCAUCUGCGCUCCAUUCCGAGCUGCAAUCCAGGCCAGCCGCCAGCGUUGCGGGAGUUCGUCCCUGCCGUCUUCGAAGUCCUUGAAGGAGAGGUGUGGACGGGUGAGCCGUCGGUGGGCUUGUUCAACGUCUCGGCCUUCGACCCUAUCCACAAGCUCGAGGUGCUGCGCUACGUCGGCGCAACCAUGAUCCGUCAUGCCUCCGCUAUCCUUCAUCCGGUCAAGGAAACGUUCCCACUAUAA